ACCAAAAUGGCGGCUACGCGCUAGCCCCAGAUCGUUUGUCCCAACUCUUAUUCUAUAGAGAGCUCUGUAUACUACUACUUUAUUCAGCGGUAGUUUGCAGUUCUCACUAACAGAAACCUCAUAUUUCGCUAUAAAACGCCGGACGACCGAACGUGUAGUGCAUGGUAAGCAGGUUACUGGAAUGAGUAAUUCUACAAAAAUGGAUUCUUUACUUGUUAUACCAUUGCUGUUGAUUAUGAACAUGUUCCUUCAAUUUAAACAAUGCGAAAGUUCCGCUCAUGACAUUUACAAAGAACAACUUAAGGAUGAUUAUUAUAGAAGCGGACUUGACUUGACUAUGAUGAACAGUAGAUUGGAACCAAAUGUAAAACCUGCCAAGAACGUCAUUUUCUUUCUGGGAGAUGGCAUGGGCAUUAGCACGACUACUGCAGCACGAAUACUUGAUGGUCAAAAUAAAAAUCAAAACGGAGAGGAGAAUGUACUCGCUUGGGAACAAUUUCCUUAUACAGCUUUUUCAAAGACUUACAAUACGGAUGCACAAGUUCCCGACUCUGCCGGUACCGCUACAGCAUUUGCCUGUGGGGUGAAAACUAAACAAGGUAUACUCGGUCUGAAUAGUAAAGCUAAAUUCGGUGACUGUGAAAGUGCAAAAGGUAAUGAGGUGCUGUCAAUUUUAACGUAUGCAGAGCUUGCAGGAAUGUCCACUGGUAUAAUAUCUACAACACGUGUGACGCAUGCAACGCCAGCUGCUUUCUUUAGUCAAACACCAUCACGUCAGUGGGAAAAUGAUCAAGCGGCAAAAGGCAACUGCAUUGAUAUAUCACGACAGUUAGUUGAUUUUAAAUACGGAGACGGUAUUGAUGUAGCCCUUGGUGGUGGAUGGAGGAGCUUUCUACCGUGCGGAGGAAUAGACCCAGAAGGGAAAAUGUUGAAAGGUAGAAAAUGUCGCAACGACAGACGUAAUUUGACUGAAGAAUGGUUAGAAAAGAGAAACCGAUCUGCCGUAGCUUGGAAUAAAAAUGAUUUAAAGAAUAUCGAUGCGAGUAAAGUUGAUCAUCUUCUAGGGUUGUUUGCUUCCAGCGCUAUGCAAUUCGAAGUUUUGCGCCCCGACACGAACAGGACUCAUGAGCCAGGAUUUUUGGAAAUGGUCGAAAAAGCCAUUGAAGUACUAAGUAAAAAUCCCAAAGGAUUUUUUUUGAUGGCCGAAGGCGGUUUAAUUGACUGGGGUCAUCAUGCUAACAGCGCACAUUGGGCGUUAACGGAGACGUUAUUUAUGGAGCGAGCAGUUAAGAGGGCACAAAAAAUGGUAAAUACAAGUGAUACAUUAAUUAUUGUGUCAGCGGACCAUUCGCACUCCUUUGUUCAUUAUGGUAACGUUAAACGUGGCAAUCCAAUAUUUGGAUUUCAAUCCGAUCUUCCUGAUGAUGGUAAACCAGCACUCUCAUUAUCAUAUGGUGAUGGAUCCGUUGGUUUAAGUGGCAAUCAAGUUCGAGCCAAUCUCACUGGUGCGAACUACAAUGAUAAACAUUUUAAGCAGCAAGCUCUUGUCAAACGAUAUUAUGAAUCUCAUUCAGCUGAGGAUGUUGGUAUCUACGCAACCGGUCCAUUCGCACAUCUUUUCCACGGAGUUGUUGAACAGUCGUACAUUUUCCACGUCAUGGACUACGCUCUGUGUUUGACCAAAGAUAAACAAAAAAUGUGUCAGAAACCGACAGAACGUGGAGGUUCAAUACCGACAGAACGUGGAGGUUCAAUACCGACAGAACGUGGAGGUUCAAUACCGACCGCCAAACUUGACUGCAUUUGUCCCACAUCACGUAGUGCAAAUGUUUCAUCGAAUCUUUUCUUCAUUAUUGCGAUCCUGACAAUCGCUUUGUUCUGUUUUAAAAAAUAUGAUUACUGUUCCAACUAAGACUUACUUCACUUUUUUACUAAUAACUUUCACUACUUUUUCUUAAUUAACAUGAGACCCUAAAGUGCUACCUAUUUCGGGGUAUCGGGAGGCAUGGACCGAAAAAGGGAUUUUCAUAGUUUCAAAAUUUCUCUUUUUUCUUUACGAGAACUCUUCCCAAACAAGAAACUAAAAUAUCUAAGGAUACUGCAAAGGUUUAAAUAACUUCCGCCUUUUUUUACUUAUAACUUAAACCAACUCUAAGCAUGUUUAAACGUUUUUUACUUUUUACCUUUUACAAUGUAACUUUCUUAUAACUCUCACGUGAUGAACGAGAGCCUGCUCAUACAAUAUCACUCUCUCAUUAUGAACAAAAUCAUCCGUGGGCUUCAUGGAAAAAAGGGAUUAUCUAAUUUGUUAUAAUAGUUUCUACAAAGAUAACAUUUAAUAAGUCAAGCAAUUUGUAUCGUUACAAGAGUUUUCUCUUUAUUGGUUUAUAUCUUUCUGAUUUAAUGUUUAACUAACCUACAUGCACUUACAGAUAGAUGUAAUACUGCUUACAUUUUAUACUGAAAGAACAUUGUAUACGUAUUGUAUUUUUCCUGUAAUAUAAGCGCUUCUCGUAACAGGCAUGAAUGAAUUUACUGCUGCGUACUUUAUGUUAGCUUUGAAUGCAUCUUACAAUGACAGAUAUUACUAAUUUGUUUGCAAAAUUUAUAAAUAUGCAUUGUUAAAGUUUUGUCUUUU
Messenger RNA from Xenia sp. Carnegie-2017, 2638 nucleotides. Its product is annotated as alkaline phosphatase-like. Lineage: Eukaryota; Metazoa; Cnidaria; Anthozoa; Malacalcyonacea; Xeniidae. The coding region runs from base 182 to 1912 and encodes 576 amino acids. Gene Ontology annotation, molecular function: alkaline phosphatase activity. The transcript is spliced from 9 exons. The record is from RefSeq and is a predicted model, not a curated record. Gene Ontology annotation, biological process: dephosphorylation.